Molecule: messenger RNA, 1092 nt
Organism: Aspergillus mulundensis
Lineage: Eukaryota; Fungi; Ascomycota; Eurotiomycetes; Eurotiales; Aspergillaceae
Product: nitronate monooxygenase
Exons: 1
Coding region: 1-1092 (363 amino acids)
Molecular function (GO): nitronate monooxygenase activity
Source: RefSeq, a predicted model, not a curated record
AUGUCAAUUCAAAAGAAACAGAACGACAUGUCAACCAACUCAGCGCUACAGGCCGCCUACCCUUGGACCAAGGCACCUCUACUAGCUUCGGCGCCGAUGCUGAACAUUGCCACGGCACCGCUCGCCGUCGCCGUCUCAGCAGCAGGUGGCCUGGGCUUUCUUGCCGGUGGCUUCGACAUCUCAUCCAUGGAAGGCAAUUUGGAAGAGGCCGUUCAACUCAUCAAGGGAUCAAACUCGACGAUCCGAGAGGUCUACGCCACCAGCAAUAUUCUCCCAAUUGGAGUUGGUUUCCUAAAUUGGGGCGCCGACCUCCUCAAAGCCAUCGCCGCGAUUGAGAAGUACCGGCCCUGCGCCGCCUGGCUCUUUGGUCCCAAGAAGUUGCCCGAUGACCUCCGUCCAUGGGUUGAGCAGAUACGCGCUGUGACCGGUGGCGAGACCAAGAUCUGGAUCCAGGUAGGCACUGUAGCCGAGGCGGUCGUCGUCGCAGAGUCUCUGGAUCCAGAUGUCUUGGUUCUACAAGGCUCAGAUGCAGGUGGCCAUGGCCUGGCCCAAUCAGCGUCAAUAAUCACUCUUGUACCCGAGGUAAAUGAUGCGCUUGGAGCGCGGCAGCUCAAUCCCAUAUCACUUAUUGCGGCGGGUGGUAUAGUUGACGGUCGAGGGCUGGCUGCGUCCCUUGCACUCGGAGCCUCAGGUGCGGUCAUGGGCACUAGAUUUCUGGCCUCCUCGGAAGCCAAGGUUGCCCGUGGUUAUCAGGAGGAGGUCCUCCGCGCAUCUGAUGGCGGAGUGAGUACCGCUCGCUCGACCGUGUAUGAUCGAGUGAGAGGGAUCUUGAGCUGGCCGUCGCGAUAUGACGGGCGUGGUGUGGUCAAUCAAAGUUAUGUCGACGCUGUUGAGAGAGGCAUGGGUGACGAAGAAAAUCGAGCACUCUAUGCGGAAGAGUUGAAGAAGGGAGACGCUGGGUGGGGUCCCAAUGCCAGACUAACAACGUAUGCUGGCACAGGAGUUGGGCUUGUUACAGAGGUUAUUCCUGCUGCCGAGAUUGUAGCAAACGUGAUCGAAGAGGCAAAGAAUGCUUUUGCAUGGAGUUGUUGA